This is a messenger RNA of Eupeodes corollae, 3181 nucleotides long. It is a transcript of the gene hep, whose product is annotated as dual specificity mitogen-activated protein kinase kinase hemipterous. Gene Ontology annotation, molecular function: ATP binding; protein kinase activity. The transcript has 10 exons. The record is from RefSeq and is a predicted model, not a curated record. Gene Ontology annotation, biological process: protein phosphorylation. NCBI's taxonomy places the organism in Eukaryota, Metazoa, Arthropoda, Insecta, Diptera, Syrphidae. The coding region runs from base 148 to 3018 and encodes 956 amino acids.
AGUGGAGGAAAGAAAGAAAUAUUUCUCUCAGUUCAGUGUGGUGUGGUUUUGCUAUAUUUUCUUUUUGUGAAGAAUAUAUCUACUGUGUGUUUGCAAAAUAAAUUUAGGUUCAAAUAAAUUAAAAACAAUUGCAAAAGCAUCUAAGAAAUGUCUAGUUCUAUAGACACAAUUGGCAUUAAAUUACAAACGCUAGAAGAACGACUGCAAGCCGAAAAUGAUUCACGUAUGGUAUUUCCAACUCAAAUGUCUGCCUCUCCUCGACAGACACUGCCGACCCGCCCGCAACAUUUGGAAACGACACCCGUUCGACCAAGGAAAUCACUGAACCUGCCAGUUGUAGCCCAGCAUCCCGCAGCCGAAACGGAAACAGACAAAAAACUCAAAAAAAUCAUGAAACAAACUGGAAUUCUCACAAUAAAUAAUCAGUCUUACAAAACUGAUAUUCAAGACUUAAAGCACAUCGGUGAUCUGGGGAAUGGGACGAGUGGUCAUGUAGUUAAGAUGCAACAUAUUCCAAGUGGCACAGUGAUUGCUGUCAAACAAAUGCGGCGAACAGGCAAUACCGAGGAGAACAAGCGGAUACUUAUGGAUCUGGAUGUAGUUCUUAAAUCACACGACUGCCAAUAUAUUGUUCAGUGCCUUGGGUGUUUCGUUCGUGAUCCUGAUGUAUGGAUUUGCAUGGAAUUGAUGGCAAUGUGUUUUGAUAAGUUAUUGAAACUAUCAAAGAAACCCGUCCCAGAAAAGAUUCUUGGUAAAGUCACAGUUGCGACCGUGAAAGCACUUUCAUAUCUCAAAGAGAAACACGGCGUCAUACAUAGAGAUGUUAAACCUUCAAAUAUUCUCAUAGACGAAAGAGGGAAUAUAAAACUUUGUGAUUUUGGUAUAAGUGGUCGAUUGGUUGACUCGAAAGCGAAUACGAGGUCAGCAGGUUGCGCAGCUUAUAUGGCACCCGAACGAAUUGAUCCUAAAAAACCAAAAUACGAUAUCCGAGCUGACGUCUGGUCACUUGGCAUAACACUUGUAGAAUUAGCAACAGCGCGUUCCCCUUAUGAAGGUUGUAAUACCGACUUUGAAGUUCUAACAAAGGUCUUGGAUUCCGAGCCUCCCAGCCUACCACGCGACAAAGGCUUUAGCCCAGAAUUUCAUGAUUUUGUUACAAAAUGUUUGACAAAAAACCAUCAAGAAAGACCAAAAUAUCCAGAACUCUUAGAGCAACCAUUCAUCAAAGCUUAUGAGAUAACAUUCGUUGACAUACCACUCUGGUUUAGAUCGGUUGUUGAGAAUUCUGGUAUCAGAACACACCAUAGAGUUUUAAUUCCAAGUAACUCCGCAGCAUCAGCAGCAACAACAACAAUAACAACAACAGCAAAACCAACAAUAGAUUCUAGUUUAGACAAACUUCAUACAAAAACACUAUUUUCUAAACCCGUGAAAAUAACACAAAUACCAAGUUAUCAGCACUUCUUGACAGCAAACAACACAACAACAACAACAACAACAAUAAAUAAAUGUAAUUUUCCAAACUACAAUAAUCAUCAGGAAAUGCGAUCACAACAAUCAUCAUCUAUACCUCAAGCCAUAUCUACAAACAGAACAAAUUUAACUCAAAUACCUAAUUUCGAAGAAAAUGUUGCUAACGAUAUGAGUAAAAUGUAUAGAAAAUCACCCUUUAUGCAAAGAAAAAUAGGAUCGAAUCAAAAAUAUGCUGAAAGUCCUCGAAAAGAAUCAAUGUUUAGUAGUAUCGGUCAAUCUAUUAUGCGUAAUCUUACAACAUCACCAUUUAGUCAAAAGCGAAAUCCAGUUCAACCAAAUCACCAAAUUGAUUCUAUGUGGAAAAUGACAAACUGUCAUGAAUCGCCUCUAUUCGACAGAACUGAUAGUUAUAGCUCGGAUCCGUUGCAGCAGCAUUCUCCUGCGAUGUUACAGAAAAGGUUUGAUAAGCCGCUGAAUUCUUCAAAAAGCAAACCUGAAAGCCAGCCAUUUAUAUGCCCUUUACAAAAACAGGGCAAUCAAAGUCCUAUUGUUCUUCAACGGUUUUAUCAUCAACAAAACCAGUACCGGGAAAAAGAACGCUUUAACAACGAUGGAGUUACAAAUCCGUUUUUGAAUAGUUAUAUUCCAAACUAUCAAACGUCUCAAAUACCGAUUUCAACGAACCAAUCGACUCCUUCAACAUCUAGUCAAUCUUCUAAAUCAAGCUCUUCUCAUAUAGAUGGUACAAGUUAUUCUUCAUUAGGCAAUCAAUAUUUACCUAUCAAUAGUCUAAGUUCGGAUCGAGCAAUCUCUUCUCCCACUAAGAACGAUUGUUCGAACCUCUUUUCUUCGAGCUUAUCGGAGAGCUGCAAUGGUGAGAUUGUGAAAAAUAAUGCAUUAAGCUACGCGUCCAGUCGUCACAUCGAUUUAGCUGCGGCAUCUCCUGCAACGAAAGAGAACGCCUUUAGAGAAGACAAUGGAUGGUUUAAUUCACUUGCAGGUGCGAUGAAACGACAGUUUUCUUCAUACGCUAAGCUACAGAUGAACUCUUCACAUCGAGUCGGUGAAGAUCUUCGAACAAGCCGUGUUAAUGAUUCUGGAAGUUUUCAUCAUAAAUCUGAUGCGAAAUCACAAAUCCUCUUGCAUCCUAAAUCAAUACCAAAUUCAAUGGACAUCAUAAAUCCAACAAUGUGUGGCGUUGACCAUCAUUUAAAUAAAACAACCGAAGGAAUACAAAGAUCUUAUGUUCAACCUCCGAGUCCACAUAUAUUGACAGGUAUCGAUCGAAGACACCGCAGCCCGGAUCCUCCUCCACGAUACAACCGCGGACAAUCACCUCUUCUAUUAAGGAAAAACUUAAUUGAACUUAGUGGACAACCACCUGGUUCACCAGUACUGAAUAGACGCUAUAUGAAUGCUUCUCCACCACUCCCGCCGCCAAGACGCGGUUCUGAAAGUGUUCCUGGAUCACCACAACAUUUUCGAACUCGUGUUCAUUAUACUCCCGAGCCACAGAGACGAAUAUAUCGGACAAUAGAUCAAUGAGUGGCACUGCAAAUCAUGAUCAUGUGAUAUUGGUAUGGAUUCGAUGAUGCCAAUAGUGGCUUGGAUUAUUUAGAAGCUAACAUCGACAAUGAGGUUUAGCGCAAAUGCAAUUCAUUAAAUGCUUCUAUGAAAUGCAAAGCUAAAACAAAAAACAAAAACAAAA